This is a messenger RNA of Heterocephalus glaber (naked mole-rat), 4496 nucleotides long. The record is from RefSeq and is a predicted model, not a curated record. Lineage: Eukaryota; Metazoa; Chordata; Mammalia; Rodentia; Bathyergidae.
UGAAAAAUGUUUUUCUGGAGUCAUUCCUGUCCAGCACUAAUAUUCUUUUUUUUUGGUACCGGGGAUCGAACUUAGGACUUGAGCUUGCAAGGCAGUCGCAGUGCCACUGAGCUAAAUCCCCGGGCCUUGGCACUAGUGUUCUUGAUUCUAAUGUGACUUGAGAUACGAAAUGAGUUUCCUGCUCCCCUUGCAAAUUGUUUUCAUGUGAUAAUAUCUAGGUUUUAUAUUUGUAGGAAAGUAAUAGAAACCUACUACAGGUUUCCUUUUUCACUUAGAAAUCUUUCAUUUUAACUUGAAUUGUUUCCCUAAAUAUAGUUUAGUACCUUGUUUUUCUUUACAUCUGAUCUUUAAUUUUCACUUAUAAAACCACCUUUAUUCUUUAUAUUUGUGAUUUUUAUUUCUUGAUGAAAAAUUAGGACAUAUGGAUAAAGGAGAAAACAACCUGCUCAGAGUUAUUUUCAGUACAUGUCUUUCAAAAAGAUCUAUCUAGUAUACCUCAAGCUGUGUCUGCAUAGGUGUACAAAUUGGUCUCUCAAAUGGCAGUGCUCUACUUGCUUACAGCAGGAAGUCAGGGCCUUUUCUUGUGUGACUCUCCAUAAGUAAGGGGAACAAAAGUCUCUAGUUAUGAGGGACUUUUUGCAUUGCUGCCUAGAGCCCUAAUAGUUCCUCUAGCUUUGAAUCUUCUGCCUUUGCCAUCCUUCUGUGUUGCUGACCACUCCUUCGCUGCUGCUGGCUGACCCUGAACCACACUGACAUUCUUCAUGUGGCUGGUGUCCAUACAACCCACAGACCACACCUGCCCAUGGUAUAGCUAAAUUCCUAUGUUUUAUCAUCUUUGGUCUUUUUUCACUCAGACCAUUAGGAAAAGGUAUGAUUUUUAUGGUCAGCUCUUUGAGAAGAAUUUCUUUAGCAGAAAAUUUGGAAUACUGGUGACAGAAUUAUUUUCUAUUUCACAGUGAUUUCCUUCUCAGAAUUUAUAGUCAGUUCGGGGCACUUCAUGCCUUGUUACUGGAGAGGGACAUUGUUGAGGGAGCAAUAAGAUAUCUUUCAUAGUCCAUGGGAUGCAUCCUACCUACCUUCCCCUCCCCUCCCCUUCUGUUCCCUUUGGAUGAAACGGGACCUCUAGCAUGUUACACAGUUGCUCUUCCACUGAGUCACAUUUCUUGCCCUUAUUCCUCUUUAAGAAGGGAACUUUUGUUUAGUGUGAGUGUAAACUUUUCAAGGGGAAUUUUUUUGCUCUUAGUACAUUGCAUGGUAUUAUAGAGAGGACCUUUGUAAUUAUUUGUUGUGUAGAUUGUUGAGUUAAUAUAUUCUAUGUAAUGAGCUUAGUACUGUGAAGGAAUCGGAAAAAGCAUGUUGUAUUAUCAUUAAGUUGCUUUUUCUGAUACAUCGUUUUUGUUUUUCUUUUUUAAAAUACAGUCAUAAUUGUUAUAGCAUAACUGAAGAGGUAAGAAAUACAAAUAGAGAUCAGCUAAGAAGUGAAAAUAAGUCCUAUGGGAAUUUUGAGGCUAGAGAACAUGUUAAUAGCUCAGUCUUGUUUCCUUUCUGAAGCUGAGUUGGGGAAGGGUUGGCAUGAUCUUUGCAAGCAGAGAAUGGUUUAGACAGAUGGAGUGAGAGAAUAGGAGGCCUCCCUGUUCACAAAACUCAAAGCUGAAGGGAGUGUUGAUGCAGCUGAGCUAUUCUGAGAUACUCUGUGCCAUGGUUAUGUAUGCUUUCCACUUUUUCCUCCAUACGUCAUCUUCCAUAGAAAGCGUCCAUGGGAAUAAAAUACUAAUAACUUCUCUUUUUACCUGUUUCAAAAUAGCAAGUGGAGAAUAUAUUUUGAAUUUGUUAUAUGGGAGGAUAGUUAGGAGUGGCAGAUCUUGAAGUCCUCUGUCUCUGACGUGUGAUAAAGAAGUUUAGAAUCCUGUUUUCUCCUCCUCAGAUAUAACUUUCAUCCCCUAAAUCUUCAGGGAAGCCAUUUUUCCUCCUAUUCCUUGUUACUUAACUGUAGGAGAACAAGGACCACAUACACAGUGGAGGAGCCAGAAACCCAAAGGCUGUUUCUUGUUUCUGCCUUAAGAGUGGGGAGGCACUUAUUGAUUUCCAGAGAGUGUCAGGGUGGUUUGCACAAUGUCCCAGAGUGCCACAUACAAUCACAAGGUUUUCUCUUGAUACUCUUUAAAUAUAAUUAAUAUAAUAAUGUUAUAUAACUUAAACUGUAAGGGAAAGGAAGUGAUUUUAUUUAUUAAGAUCUCCAUAGAAAUAUACUUUAUUUUACAAUUUCUGAAUGUGAAAACAUUCUUCUCUGUUCUCCUAAAAGUUAAAACCUAAAUAGGUAGUAGGGCAAAUAUUACUCUAUUUACAUAGAAGCCUGGGGUUGAGAGAGGAAACUAAUUAAAAUGGAAUAUUACUGUGUUCUGGCUGUUUGCUCACUCUGCAACUUCUGGCUGUAGCUAAGGCUCUGGAAGAGGAUAUGUGUUUUUCCUUUCCUUUUACUCCACCCUUGUCUACUGCAAUUGGUGAUGUACUUCUGUUUUCCCUCUUUGAAGGAACUUGUGGAAGAAUUUGCUUCUUGAAUAAACUGUAGUCUUUUCUCUACACAAAGAAUUUUUAAGGCUACCAGAUGGACAGAAGCAAGUUAAACUGAAAGCUCAUCUGUAUCUCAGAAAAGACAUGGAGUUUUGAGCAGUGAAGGUAGCAUGGUGUCGGCCAUGGGUGAUCAGGACACAGCUGGACAAUGUGGACCAAUUUCUUCAAACUACGGCUUUUCUGCUGUCUGCUUGCAGUGUUGAUGGUGGUGGUGCUGGUCAUCAAUGUUACUCAGGUAGAGUACUUGGACCGUGAGACUGUGUCAGCCACAUUCAUUGACAGCAGUGGACAGUUUGUUUCCUCCCAGGCUGCAGGCAUCAGCCGGAAUCCCUACUGUGGCUAUGAGCGCCAGACCCUGUCCAGUCGGGAGCGCAUGGAGGAGGACUCCUUGCUGGCUGCCUUGCAGUGGCAGGUGUCUGAUGUGGGCCUAGUCCCCUUUGUGAAGAGCACUGAUCCUUCUUCUAGCUACUUUGUCAUUUUGAACUCUGCAGCCUUCUUCAAGGUGGGAAGUCAGCUGGAAGUGCUGGUUCAUGUGCAGGAUUUUCAAAGAAAGCCCAAGAAGUAUGGUGGAGACUACUUACAGGCCAGAAUCCACUCCUCCAAGCUGCAGGCAGGGGCUGUGGGCAGGGUGGUCGACUACCAGAAUGGCUUUUACAAGGUAUUUUUUACUUUGCUCUGGCCAGGCAAAGUUAAAGUGUCCAUAUCUCUGGUUCACCCCAGUGAAGGGAUCAGAGUUCUUCAACACCUGCAGGAAGAGAAACCAGAUAGGGUCUUUUUCAAGAGUCUGUUCCGUUCAGGAAGAAUUUCUGAAACUACUGAGUGCAAUGUGUGUCUUCCUGGGAGUCUGCCUCUGUGUAACUUCACAGAUCUCUACACUGGAGAGCCCUGGUUCUGCUUCAAGCCAAAGAAGCUCCCCUGUAGCAGCAGAAUUAACCAUUUCAAAGGUGGAUACCUAAAGGGCCUCCUAACUGCGUCCGAGAGUGCUUUCUUCCAGAGUGAUGUCAAUAUUAAAAUGCCCAUCAACUCCAGUGGACCAGACUGGGUGACUGUGAUUCCCAGCAGAAUAAAAGAAACUUACAACUUAGAAUUAUCUCAAGGCUCAGGAACUUUUCCUUCUGGUUAUUAUUACAAAGACCAGUGGAGGCCCAGAAAGUUUAAGAUGCGCCAGUUCAAUGACCCUGACAACAUUACAGAAUGCUUGCAGAGAAAGGUGGUAUAUUUUUUUGGUGACUCUACAAUCAGGCAGUGGUUUGAAUACCUUACUGCAUUUGUUCCAGAUUUAGUGGAGUUUAACUUGGGUAGUCCCAAGAAUGUGGGUCCCUUCCUUGCAGUGGACCAGAAGCACAACAUCCUGCUCAAAUACCGCUGCCAUGGUCCACCUAUCCGCUUCACGACUGUCUUUAGCAAUGAGCUCCAUUAUGUGGCAAAUGAACUGAAUGGCAUCGUGGGAGGGAAGAACACAGUAGUUGCCAUAGCCAUAUGGUCUCACUUCAGCACCUUCCCCUGGGAGGUGUACAUCCGGCGGCUCAGGAACAUCCGGAGAGCAGUGGUCCAGCUCUUGGAUCGAAGCCCUAAGACCAUAGUGGUCAUCCGAACAGCCAAUGCCCAGGAGCUAGGGCCUGAGGUGAGCCUCUUCAAUAGUGACUGGUACAACUUUCAACUGGACACUAUCCUUCGGAGGAUGUUCUCAGGGGUUGGUGUAUAUCUUGUUGAUGCCUGGGAGAUGACCUUGGCCCAUUAUCUACCCCACAAGCUGCAUCCAGAUGAAGUUAUUGUGAAGAACCAGCUGGACAUGUUCUUGUCUUUUGUGUGCCCCUUGGAGACCUAGCCUGCCUUGGCCGAGACUAGAGGAAUCACAUUCAGUGACCUUCCCAACUGAUCUGCAUUACAGAAAGUUCCUGGGUGGCCCCAUUGUGAAGUGGCUA